This is a messenger RNA of Linum trigynum, 781 nucleotides long. Lineage: Eukaryota; Viridiplantae; Streptophyta; Magnoliopsida; Malpighiales; Linaceae. The record is from the annotation of a GenBank genome assembly.
CUAUUGGGAUUGGAUGAUGGUUUGGGUCUUGACUAAUGUCGGAUGGGUCCAUUUGGAGAGCGGGGUUGGGGCAGUGAUUCAAACCGCAUUAUUCCACCACUUAUCUCCCAUCACUUUCCCACCGUUCUAGACCAGAGGGCAUUCUCAGUUUGCAGUCGCCGACGAGAUAUGUAUCCCCGGCGAAGAGAGCUAAAAUUGAGGAGGUUGUACUUGCCCCACCACACGCUUAGUGAUGAUGUCAUCAUUAUUUUCGACGAUGAUGAACUAGAGGUGAUCGAGAAGCGUAGUGAAACAGGCAAAGCCCAUACAGGAUUAAAAAAGGAUGUAGAGAGCAUGGUAAUUCCUCGGGUGUCGCUUCCCCUUAACUACUACUAUGAACUCUUCAACGCGUCCGUAAACACAGAGGGCGAUGUCAAAACGCACCGCUUCGCCAUCAGGAGUUCACGUUAUGGCCUCAAUCUUAACGCUCUUGUUGACCGUGAACUCGUCUCGCGGUAGUAACUGCGGAAUUCUCCCUAGACGUAUCGCGGUUCAUGGUUUUGGGCUUCAUUUCACGGCAUCAGUGGACCGUCAACUCCCAUGCUAAACCGUGAAUUGCGCCUGGAUCACCCUCUUUGCCCGGUCUUCUCCUCUUUUCGUCCAACUUCGACUCCAGGGCUGGUUUCACCUGUUGGAUCCUGAAACACACUAAAACGCACAAAACCUAGCGUAAAACCAUCCUUUUAGGAGUCCAAAUGCUACAAACGCCCAAGGGAAACGAGGAUAAAAUGUGUGCAAUUAU